Lotus japonicus is the source of this 1559-nucleotide messenger RNA. RefSeq names its product ribosome biogenesis protein NOP53-like. Gene Ontology annotation, cellular component: nucleolus. Lineage: Eukaryota; Viridiplantae; Streptophyta; Magnoliopsida; Fabales; Fabaceae. Gene Ontology annotation, biological process: ribosomal large subunit assembly; rRNA processing. The transcript has 12 exons. Bases 212 to 1300 code for a protein of 362 amino acids. Gene Ontology annotation, molecular function: 5S rRNA binding. The record is from RefSeq and is a predicted model, not a curated record.
UGUGUGGUUUUCUUAAAAUUUUCCAGCAAGAGGCUCGAAGCUGAGGGAGCAAAUUCAAAGUUUCAUGGAGAAGAAGGUUUCAUAAAGAGGAUCUCGACCCACCACAUUUUUUAGAUUCUCCAGCUGCCACAUCGAUUUCCCUCUAAACUGAGGGAGCAAAUUCAAAGUAGAGAGAUAACACUGAACGUCUGAAGCAGAGUCUGAGAGAAGAAUGGGGAAGAAAGCAAAGGGUUCAAGGAAGGGUAAGAAGGCAUGGAGAGCUAACAUAAGCACUGAAGACAUCGAAGAUUUCUUUGAAAAAUCAACUAAGGAUGCUCUCUCUGGAGGCUCUCUCGAAGCGGUUGCCAGUGACACCCUCUUUUACGAAGACAAGUCCAAAGAUCUUUCUGUGAAGAGAAAGAUUGAAAAACAUAGAGAAAGAGUGCUCCGUGUUGAUAGUGUGCUGCAGAAGAACCAAUUUGUUAAGCCAGUGCCGUCUUCGAUUCUGAAGAAGGGCUCUAAGAACCGUAAACCGGUCUCUAUAAGUUUAGAGGCCAAUCAAGAUGUUCAUAAGGAUGAUUCAGCGUUAGCCUCCGGCACGUUUGAUUUAUGGGGUGACAAAGAUGAGGACGUCAAGAAGUUGAAGAAGAAAAAGGUGUCAAAGUCUUCUAUUAUUCCAGCUGUUGAGGUUGAUCAUCCGGGAUGCUCGUUUAAUCCCUCAUUUGAAAGCCAUCAGGAUAUGUUGGCUUCUGCGGUUGCGGAAGAAAUGCAAAAAGUCUACAAAGAUGAAUUGGGCCCUGAACCAGUGCCAUUAACUGUUCCUGGAGAACCUAUUGCUGAAGAAGAUAUGUAUUUUCUUGAUGUGGAUAAUGGUAGUGAUGAUGAUGAAAGUAGUCCUGACAAUGAGGAUGAUGCAGCAGAGAAAGGGCCUAUUAAAACAAAGAGAGUAACUAGAGUUGUGAUGAAUAAGAGAGCUAGGCGCAAAGAACAACUGAAAACAGAAUUUGAAUCAAAGAAGAGGAAGGAAAUAUCAAAAGAAAUUGAUAGCUUACCUGAAAUUUUUGAGGAAAUUGCGAAAGAAGAUGAGGAAAAAAAGAGAAGACGUUUGAGGAGACAUGUUGCUAUGGAAGAGAAGUUAAAGGUGUGUCCGCCACGCUUAGGAAAGCACAAGUUUGUGCCAGCGCCUGUUCAAGUUUUAUUAAGUGAAGAGAUAAGUGGUUCAAUCCGCAAGCUUAAGGGUUGUUCCACCCUCUUAAAGGAUAGAUAUAAAAGCUUUCAGAAAAGAGGAUUGAUUGUUCCAACCAAGAGUAAAAGGAAGUAGUUUUCUCUUCAUUGUUGGCUCUCCAAAAUUCAGGCCUUGAUAUGUAGCAAGAAGACUAUUGAUGGAUGAAAGACCAAGAAAGUUUCUUUUUUCAGUGAUUAUUAUGCUUUUUUCUUAUUUAGCUCAAUUUUCACAUUUUUGGUUGUUGUAAACUUCAAUAUCGUAUGUAUUGUUAUUGAAUACAUUUUACCUUUUUAUUGGAAAGCAAAUAACUAUAGAUAUAGCAACUCACUUGUUAGAAUGCAGAAGGGUUUAUUCA